Molecule: messenger RNA, 2238 nt
Organism: Phragmites australis (common reed)
Lineage: Eukaryota; Viridiplantae; Streptophyta; Magnoliopsida; Poales; Poaceae
Product: subtilisin-like protease
Exons: 1
Coding region: 1-2238 (745 amino acids)
Biological process (GO): proteolysis
Molecular function (GO): serine-type endopeptidase activity
Source: RefSeq, a predicted model, not a curated record
AUGGAAAUAUUCAAAUUCUCCUUGCUCGCCCUUCUUCCCUUCCUCCUCCUCGCAGACGUUGCCUGGGCGACCGGCGAUGACAUGCGCACGUUCAUCGUCCACGUGCAGCCUCACGAAAACCACGAGCUCGAGACGGCAGAUGACCGGACGGCGUGGUACAAGUCGUUCCUCCCCCAGGAUGGCCGGCUUCUCCACGUGUACCACCACGUCGCGAGCGGCUUCGCAGCCCGGCUGUCGCCGCGGGAGCUCGACGAGGUCUCCGCCAUGCCCGGGUUCGUGAGCGCGAUCCCGGACCAGACGUACACGCUGCAGACGACGCACACGCCACAGUUCCUCGGGAUGAACGUGCAGCAGGGCGUGUGGAACGACACGUCGGAGCGUGGCGCCGGCGUCAUCAUCGGCCUGCUCGACACCGGCAUCUUCCCGGAACACCCCUCCUUCAGCGACCACGGCAUGCCACCACCGCCGGUCAAGUGGAAGGGGCGUUGCGACUUCAACGGCUCGGUGUGCAACAACAAGCUCAUUGGCGCUCGCGAUUUCACUGCCGCCAACGGCACGAGUGGCACCCCUUCUCGGGUGCCACCGGUUGAUGACGCUGGGCACGGCACUCACACGGCGAGCACGGCCGCGGGAGCGGUCGUGCCAGGCGCUCAAGCGCUUGGCCAGGCCAUGGGUGUCGCCGCCGGGAUGGCUACCCGCGCGCACGUUGCCAUGUACAAGGUCUGCCUCGAGACGGACUGCGCCGGGUCCGACAUACUGGCCGGUGUUGACGCCGCCGUGGCCGACGGCUGCGACAUUAUCUCCAUGUCUAUUGGUGGGCCGUCGGUGCCGUUCCACCAAGACCCCAUCGCCAUAGGGACAUUCGGAGCGAUCGAGAAGGGCGUGUUUGUCAGCAUGGCAGCUGGCAACUCCGGCCCGAACGCCAGGUCCCUCUCAAACGAGGCGCCCUGGAUGCUAACGGUUGCCGCGAGCACCAUGGACCGCUCGAUUCGCGCGACGGUGCGGCUGGGGAACGGCCUCUAUUUCCAUGGCGAGUCCGCCUACCAGCCAAAAGACUCAGCCGCCGUCUUCUACCCGUUGGUCUACUCUGGCGCAAGCGGAAAGCCGUUCGCCGAGUACUGCGUCAACGGCUCGCUGGACGGCCUCGACGUCAAGGGCAAGAUAGUGCUCUGCGAAUUUGGACUCAUCCCAACAAUCUUCAAAGGUGCGGUGGUGCAAAGCGCCGGCGGCGCCGGCAUGAUAUUGAUGAACCAAUUCCCCCAAGGCUACGACACGCUUGCGGAAGCGCACGUCCUCCCGGUGUCACACGUCGACUACGCCGCCGGCUCAGCCAUCAAGUCCUACAUCAAUUCCACGGCGAACCCCACGGCGCAGAUCUACUUCAGGGGUACAGUACUCGGCACAUCGCCUGCUCCGUCGAUUGUUUUCUUCUCUUCUCGUGGUCCUAGCCACCAGAACCCCGGCAUUCUGAAGCCCGACAUCACUGGCCCCGGCGUGAACGUGCUCGCCGCUUGGCCGUUCCAAGUCGGCCCACCUUCGGCACCGGCUCUCCCUGGACCGACCUUUAACAUCAUCUCCGGCACGUCUAUGUCCACGCCGCACCUUAGCGGCAUCGCGGCGUUCAUCAAGAGCAAGCAUCCGGAUUGGUCACCGUCGGCGAUCAAGUCGGCCAUCAUGACAACCGCAGACAUCGACGACCGCUCCGGCAUCCCAUUACUCGACGAGCAGCACUCGCCGGCCAACAUCUUUGCCACUGGCGCCGGCCACGUUAACCCAGAGAAGGCCGCAAACCCCGGUCUAGUCUACGACAUUGCUCCUGGAAACUACAUCGGCUACCUCUGCGGCAUGUACACGAGCCAGGAAGUCUCGGUGAUCGCAAGCCGGCCGGUCAAUUGCUCGGCCAUCACUGUGAUCCCCGACCGCAUGCUGAAUUACCCAUCGAUUUCGGUCAUAUUUCCGGCAGCGUCGAAUUCAACAAUGCCGGUGAUUGUAAGGCGCGUAGUGAAGAACGUAGGCGAGGUGCAGUCAUCGUACUACGCGGCGGUCGACAUGCCAGAGAGCUCUGUGCCCGUGGUCGUCUAUCCGGACAGGCUGGAGUUCACCGAGGCUAACCAAGAGAAGAGCUUCGUUGUCCUCGUGUGGCCAAGACAGAGCGACACGAGGGUGGUUCAAGGUGCGCUCCGGUGGGUGUCGGAGACGCACACCGUGCGGAGCCCCAUCUCUGUCACCUUCGUAUGA